AUGGACACAGACGAAGAGAUGAUCGCUGUCUCUCCCAUCUGCAAAUCGACCGCAAUGAUGAACUGUCCCAAGAAUGACGAGCGCUUGGAUAAUACAACAUUUCCAGGCAUUCUCGACAAGCCUCCCAGUGUCGCACGCCCAAGUCGUCCCGUCUUGCAACAUCAGCACAGCUACGCCGGACACGAAGAAAACAUGACCGAACGAACCGAAACCUACAGCAACGGCAACGGCAACGGCAACGACUCUAUGGCUACUAGAGCCCCUAGUGGUCGUCACUUCUUGGAUGGACGGCAACUAUCCUUACCAGACCUCUCCCGUGGCCUCGAAGAGUCUUUCCAUGGAAUGUCUUCCCCGUCCUCGUCGUCUUUUAUGAACAGCCCGACGUCUCAGAAUUGGAUCCAUCAUCCUUCGAUUCGCAAUCAUCAUCAGCAGCAUCGACAGCAACAGAAUCGUUCUUUUCGAAUCCUAAACGAUUUGGAAGGCGACGAUGCUCCGCGACAAUCCCCCGUAGCUUCCUCUUCCAACGAUUCACAAGACGACCAGGAUGAUGAAACUGUGGACGUUGAAGAAACUGCCGAGGAACGGGCGCAACGAGAAGAAGAAGAAUCCAUUGCAUUGGCACAAAUGCUCAUGGCAGAAGAAGCCAUGGCCUCGCAUCGCGCGAGCGCCGACUUUCUCCGCAUGAAUUCGGAUCACUUCUCACCAGAAGAUUUUGAGGCGUUGCAGAAUGCCUUGCAGGAAGAGGAACAAGCUGAUUACGAAGAGGAGGUUGAUGAAGAAGCUGAAGAGUCGCAAGAAAUGUCAUACGAAGCUCUACUUCGUCUUGGGGAACGUCUUGGAGAUGUCAAAACGGAUCGUUGGACCAUGAUUGCCGACAAGGAGAUUGAAAAACUCAAGACAUUCCAAUACGAUCCAGAAAAACUCAACAAUACAAACGGUACCAGCGGCGUGGACCAGGAAGGUCGAACUAAGGAUAUCGAUGAUUCGGAAAUCAAGUGCCUCGUCUGUCAGUUCCCCUAUGAAAAGGGAGACGACCUGCGACGAUUGCCUUGUGGGCAUUGCUUCCACAAGGAUUGCGUCGAUCAAUGGCUCAAGACGAAGGAUGUUUGCGCUUACUGCCGUCAGAGCAUUCGUCCUGAGGAGAACGAUAAUUGA
This is a messenger RNA of Seminavis robusta, 1155 nucleotides long. Lineage: Eukaryota; Bacillariophyta; Bacillariophyceae; Naviculales; Naviculaceae. The record is from the annotation of a GenBank genome assembly.